Messenger RNA from Sphaerodactylus townsendi, 813 nucleotides. Its product is annotated as carbohydrate sulfotransferase 11-like. NCBI's taxonomy places the organism in Eukaryota, Metazoa, Chordata, Lepidosauria, Squamata, Sphaerodactylidae. Gene Ontology annotation, biological process: carbohydrate biosynthetic process. Bases 1 to 813 code for a protein of 270 amino acids. The record is from RefSeq and is a predicted model, not a curated record. Gene Ontology annotation, molecular function: sulfotransferase activity. The transcript has 2 exons. Gene Ontology annotation, cellular component: membrane.
AUGGCAGAUGAUCUAAUGGUAGAGAAGGAUUUACCGGUGACAUUUGAUACUCUCUUGCAUAUUCAACAGCUCAGGAAAAAAACACUGAGAUCCUUUUGUGGUCAAAACGCUAAAAUCACUGCGCUUCCCCGGAAUGACCAGGAAGCUUCCCAGGUGGUGUCUUCAAUCAUAGUGAACAACAAACUGCAGUUACUGUACUGCAAAAUCCCAGCAACUGGGAUGGAAGGCUUGGAGCAGCUGUUGGAGAUGCUGGAGGAGAAAGAAGAUGUUACCCUGCAGCUGCCAGUUUCCAGUCACCAGCAGUUUGGCACCCAAAAGAUGCUGAGCCAGUAUAACCUGACGUCAAUGGAGGCUCUGCUUCAAUCCUACACAAAAGUGAUCUUUAUCAGGGAACCUUUCCACAGACUCAUCUCUGCUUACAUGCAUGGGAUGGCAGACGGCCUGAGUUUCAAGGAGUUCAUCCAAUACAUCUUAUACAGAGGAUCCAGGAAUGCCAGUCCUGAAUGGAAGCCACUGGUCAGCCUGUGCCGGCCAUGCCUCAUCCAUUAUGAUUAUAUAAUCAUGUUUGGCUUCCUCGGCAGGGAAGUGCCCCAUAUGAUGCAGCGGGCUGGGCUCCUAGGGAACAGCCAGCUUCCUGAGUUCAUAGAUUCCAAAAUCUUUUGGACCUAUGGCUGGCUACAAGAGCAGAUGUUCAGCGAACUCUCUCUUGCACAGAAGAAACAGCUGUGCCAGUUCUUUCGGUUUGACUUUGCUGCAUUUCACUUUCCUAACAGCUUGCUCUGGGACCAUACGUGCAUUGCAGGGAGCACUUAG